Cloeon dipterum is the source of this 2941-nucleotide messenger RNA. Its product is annotated as furin-like protease 2. Gene Ontology annotation, cellular component: trans-Golgi network; Golgi membrane. Gene Ontology annotation, biological process: protein processing. NCBI's taxonomy places the organism in Eukaryota, Metazoa, Arthropoda, Insecta, Ephemeroptera, Baetidae. The coding region runs from base 210 to 2828 and encodes 872 amino acids. The record is from RefSeq and is a predicted model, not a curated record. Gene Ontology annotation, molecular function: serine-type endopeptidase activity. The transcript has 17 exons.
AAAGCUAAGGCGAGUGAAGUGAAUGAUAUUAGAGCGGAGGGAGCAGUCGAAGUCUGGAGUGGUCGGUCAAGUUGAGAGCCAGGACCGCAGCAUAUGUGAUAUGGGCGCUGGGCGUUGAAAGUUUUACAAGUCCGGGCCACCUCUAGAUGUUCUCAGGGCAGCAGAAGCAGGCGAUCCAGCCCUAGCGCAGCCCUAACAUCCUGCAAGCGAUGGCGUGCUUUUGGGAAGCGAAGAUGCUGAUCACCGUGCUGACUUGCGUGCUGCUCCUCAACAAUGCGCUGGCCGAGAGUCCGAAAAUCUUCAUGAACCAGUACGCAGUGCACAUCCCGAGUGGCCAUGAAUCCGCCAGUGCCAUAGCAAGCAGCCACGGCUUCACAAAUCUAGGACAGAUCGGUGCUCUCAAGGGGUACUAUUUAUUCGAGCAGCCGCGAGUCCACAAACGGUCCAUCAACCCAAACGCCACGUACCACUCAACUCUGAUCAACAAUCCCAAGGUUCUCUGGGUGCAACAGCAGCAUGUCAAGAAGAGAACAAAACGAGACUUCCUCUCCGACUACACCAGUCCUUACGGCGCCUUUGACUCGCUUUACCCGAGCUCGAGUCUGCAAUCGAGGGCGGUGGCGACGCCUUUCCAAACGCUCUACAGAGGGGCAGGCUCGGACCCUCUCUUCAAGGAGCAGUGGUACAUGAACGGUGGUGCGAAGGACGGCUUCGACAUGAACGUGAGGCCAGCGUGGCAGAAAGGCUACACGGGGAAAGGAGUCGUGAUUUCCAUCCUCGAUGACGGCAUACAAACAAACCAUCCUGACUUGGCGCAAAACUACGACCCGCAAGCCAGCACAGACAUCAAUGACAACGAUCCUGACCCCAUGCCCCGAGACAACGGGGACAAUAAGCACGGCACGCGGUGUGCCGGCGAGGUUGCAGGUGUUGCCUUUAAUAAUAUAUGUGGCGUGGGCAUCGCGUACAACGCCAGCAUUGGAGGAGUUCGGAUGCUUGAUGGAGUGGUGAAUGACGCUGUGGAAGCCAAAGCGCUGGGGCUCAAUCCCGCCCACAUCGACAUCUACAGCGCCUCCUGGGGCCCGGAGGACGACGGAAAGACCGUGGAUGGACCCGGUCCUCUGGCGAGACGCGCCUUUAUUUACGGCGUAACCUCGGGUCGCAAUGGAAAGGGAUCAAUAUUUGUGUGGGCGUCGGGUAAUGGAGGCCGUCACACCGACUCUUGCAAUUGCGAUGGAUACACAAACAGCAUUUUCACUCUGUCUAUUAGCAGUGCCACUCAAGGAGGGUUCAAGCCUUGGUAUCUGGAGGAGUGCUCGUCGACCCUGGCCACUACGUACAGCUCGGGCACACCUGGCCACGACAAGAGUGUCGUGACCGCGGACAUGGACGGCCGCUUAAGAGCCGACCACAUUUGCACAGUGGAGCACACAGGCACCUCCGCUUCGGCACCGCUUGCCGCGGGCAUUUGCGCCCUUGCCUUGGAGGCUAACCCCAACUUGACCUGGAGAGACUUGCAGUACUUGGUGGUGCUCACUUCCAGAUCAGAGCCGCUCGAGCGUGAACGUGGUUGGAUCGUCAACGGCGUGAAGAGAAAAGUGAGUCAUAAAUUUGGAUAUGGGCUGAUGGAUGCUGGAGCCAUGGUGGAUCUCGCUGAGCAGUGGAUUACAGUACCUUCUCAGCAUAUUUGUAAAUCUCCAGAGCUGAACGAAGACAAACAAAUUCAACCCAAUUCUGGGCAAAUUCUCCAGGCACAGAUGGAUGUGGACGGCUGCACCGACACAUAUAACGAAAUCCGCUACCUGGAACAUGUACAGUGCAAGCUCUCGCUUCGCUUCUUCCCCAGAGGCAAUCUACGCAUUUUGCUUACCUCCCCCAUGGGAACCACGUCUGUGUUGCUGUUUGAACGACCAAGGGACGUGGUUAGUUCCAGCUUUGAUGAUUGGCCAUUCCUUAGCGUUCACUUCUGGGGUGAAAGACCUCAAGGCAGGUGGACUCUACAGAUCAUCAAUGGCGGUAAUAGACAAGUUAACCAGCCAGGCUUCUUGAGAAAGUGGCAGCUUAUAUUUUACGGCACUAAGGACAAUCCAAUCAGGUUGAAGAACAACUUGGCGGCAGCAAGAAACCUUGGAGGUGCUUCCAGUCAAUUUUCAAGUACCUACAGCAGCUACCAGCAGCCAUACGGACAACAGUCGUUUGGUGACAUGUUUGGUGCUGGAAGCGAAAAUUUGGAGACUGUUGUCGCUGCGCCCAACAGCACAACAGACAAUGUGCAAGCAGCCAACGAGAGCGAUGGAAUUUCCAAACAUUGCCACCCCGAGUGCAGUGAUUACGGGUGCUAUGGCCCUAACUCUACAGACUGUGUCUCUUGCAAAAACUACAAAUUAAACAGCACCUGCCUUGAGGAGUGCCCACAGCAUUGCUUCCCCAGCUCAGCGGGUGUUUGUCUCCUCUGCCACAGCAAGUGCGAGAGCUGCAAGGGACCAAAACAGAAUGACUGCCUAACAUGCAAGACAGGGGCAAAUCUGAGUGAUGGCCUCUGUGUUGACAAGUGCCUCAAUGUGAACAACGAAGAUGUUCCAUGUGAAAACACGUCAUCAACAGUUAGAAGAGCAGUUGAUGACAACAAAACUCCUGGAAUGACUGUGGUUAGCCAUACAGUCAAGUCCAAUUAUUUAGAUGCAGUAGCUAUCCUAGGAGCAGCCCUUACUGUGGUUGCAGUGAUUCUUGUUACCAUAAGAAAGUUAAAUAAUAUUAAUAGACCUAAGAAGUGGUAUGUCGACUACCAAAUUGUACCCACAAGACAAGGCGACUUCGAUGAAAGCUGAUAAUAAAGUGAUUUUUCCAUGAAUCUGUGUUACGAGCUAUAUGGCAAACAGUAUUUUUUUGUAAAUAAAUUGUUUUAAUUUCAAAAAUACAUGAAUGUUGGAAGAUCAAUCAG